AAAUAUGUCCCACAAAAGGCAUAAAUGAGAGGCCAGUCCGGCCAAUGCAAUCCCCUCUCCAAUCCCAGUACCAAAGAUUCUUUUCUCAGACCCUCUAACCUCUACGAAAAAGAUACGCGUAAUCGUGUGAGUCCGACCAAUUGCGGGCUGGCUAACUACUCUUCUUGUAGUUUUUGUACAUUACGUUGCUCAGUAGGUAGCUGGAGCGGUGGCGCUACGUGCCGGUAGCUAGUUAGUACCGGUACGAGAGGAUGGCCAGAUACCCUCGACUUCAUUUUCUUCAUUCGCAACUCGUGCUCACAAUCUGCACCGAAGCAGAGUCCAAGCAAAAAAAGUCUUCACCUUCGCUCUGCGUCUCUAAGGAACACAAUUCAAGGCAACGCAUCCCCAAAGAAAGAUGGAUAUUAUUUUUGAAUCGGGUGUUGAUGUGGACACCCUCCGUUGGAUCGUCAUCUUGAUUCUACCAGGCUUGCUGCUGCUUCCUCUGUGCCGAUUGGCCACUCGCUGGAGCCGAAAGAGAUCGUCCAGCAACUCUCAGGACGAAUCCUUUCGUAUUCAAAAGGCCCCCAACAAAGCGAAAGCAGAGGAAGUCGAUUGGAUCCUGCCCUUUCAGAAACUUGACAAUCUACCCAAAGGUGAAUAUCCACGCAGUGCCAAUGGAGAUGAGAUCAGUGUCAAAAUCCUUCCCCACGAAUCGGUCUACGGCACAAUGCACUUGAGUCUUUCGAGUUACUACAGCCGUGUCUAUCGCCUUCAGCAGUGCACAACUGCGGAUAUUGACACACUGAAGGUUGCACUCAGCCGUGCCCUUGGGUUGUACCCUGUAAUUGCGGGACGUUGCCGACCUGGAAUGGGCCGCAGGAACUGUUCAGUCGUUUUGCCAGUGGAUUGUUUGAUCACAGGAGAGGAAGAGACUAGCAGUGUUUGUUCUAAGACUCUCGGCAGUGAAAGCGACGUUGAAGCUAUCAAGUACGGAGUUCCUUUCCGUGUCUACCAUCUCGAGGACGAGAACGCCACGGACAAGUGCCCCCUUGACAAACCUUUGACUCCCAUGGAUACCGCUACCUACACUGUGUAUGAAGAUCCCCAGCAAGUCAUGAACGGCAAGGCUCCCAUCUGCACCAUUUGCCUCUACCUGUUCCCCGACAAAAGUGCCACCCUCAGCAUCACCGUCUCUCAUGCAGUCAUGGACGGAGUCAGCAUUGCCAACUUUGAACAGGUUUGGGCCGAAGAGUCACGCAAGCUCUUUGAGAUGGAUCCUCCAGAGGGUGAAGCCAAACAAGAUCCCACGGCUUGGGUGCCUCACCAUCAACCCUUGGCGCACGUUCCUCCCGUCAACCGAGAUGCCAUUCCUGGGCCUUUCACGAAGAUGGAAGACUAUCGUGCCGCUCAGAUGGAGUUCUUUGGCAAGGUGGUUGAUGACGGCCCCACCCUGGAUGGCACGAUCUUUCAGCAGUGCCUAGGGUGGUUAUUGAUUGAAUUUCUAUUGCCAUUUCUUCGUUUCUUUGAUGAUUUAAUCUAUCUCUGGGGUUGGCACCCGGAUCAACGUCGAAAUGCUGUCAGCAUCUCGGCUCGCAAGAUCAAGGACUUGAAACAACAACUAGCGCCACCCAAAGAAUCUGGAGACUGGAUUGCCUCUCAGGAUACGAUAGUGGCCAUGUUGGUGCAGAAAUUGGUGGAACAUUUGCAAGAUACCGGCAGAUACCGCAAGAAGAAGCUCCGAGUGGUCCUCUUUCGUGAUGCCCGGCCAUAUGUGGGGAUCAUGCCCAACCACACCUAUGGUCUAGGAGUCCUAAACUGGCCCAUUACGAUUGACAACCCCGCUGACAAGUCCGCUUCGGAGCUAGCCGUGAUAAUUCGAAAAGGGUUGCUGGAUAUGCACAAUGACAAGAAAGCCCUUAGGUUCUGGCGUCUCACUACAACUGUAUUUGAAAAACGUCACUGGGCAUUCUUGCCCUUUGUGCACAAGGGAUUGGAGGCCGAAGAUGAAUGCGAUGGCAGAAUCAUGAUAAACAAUAGCAUGUUUCCAUUGCCAAACUUUGGCGGCGACAUGGGACAAGCCUUGUCAUUGACGACACAAGCUGGACCAUCCAUUAUGUUGCCCCAGGCUGAUGGUGGUUGCAGGCUGUUCAUUGAAAAGGAACUCGAGCACGUACUGACAGAGGCGAAACUGCAGGAAGCCUUUGGCGAGUAGACGAUGCCCAACUUUCCAAGCUGGUUGGGGUGUCCAGUGGUUGAGUUGGACUGAAGCUGGAAGAAACGGGAACUGAAGGUUGAAUCCCUCUGUCAAUUCAGGCCGCCUGCGAUGCAACCAGCGAGAUUCAUAACAGUGCAGUUGCAUCCGUAGUAGAUAGAGCCAAUAAUCUGUGUAGCUUGUUUGUUUUUAAGCG
Seminavis robusta is the source of this 2390-nucleotide messenger RNA. The record is from the annotation of a GenBank genome assembly. Lineage: Eukaryota; Bacillariophyta; Bacillariophyceae; Naviculales; Naviculaceae.